AUGCAGGCUGUGUACUGGUGCGCGGUCCUCCUGCUGCAGCCCACCUUCUACUUGGUUACCUGUGCAAAUUUAACAAAUGGAGGUAAAUCAGAACUUCUUAAAUCAGGAAGCUCCAAAUCCACACUAAAGCACAUAUGGACAGAAAGUAGCAAAGACUUGUCCAUCAGCCGACUGCUGUCACAGACUUUUCGUGGAAAGGAGAACGAUACAGAUUUGGACCUGCGAUAUGAUGCCCCAGAAACUUAUACUGAGCAAGAUCUCUGGGACUGGCUGAGGAACUCCACAGACCUACAAGAGCCUCGGCCCAGGGCAAAGAGACGGCCUAUUGUCAAGACUGGGAAAUUUAAGAAAAUGUUUGGCUGGGGCGAUUUUCAUUCCAACAUCAAGACUGUGAAGCUAAAUCUGUUAAUAACAGGGAAAAUCGUUGACCAUGGCAAUGGGACGUUUAGCGUUUACUUCAGGCAUAACUCCACUGGUCAAGGGAAUGUAUCUGUGAGCCUAGUGCCCCCUACAAAAAUAGUGGAAUUUGACUUGGCACAACAGACAGUGAUUGAUGCCAAAGAUUCCAAGUCCUUUAACUGUCGAAUCGAGUACGAAAAGGUUGACAAGGCUACCAAGAACACACUCUGCAACUAUGACCCUUCAAAAACCUGUUAUCAGGAGCAGACCCAGAGCCAUGUGUCAUGGCUCUGCUCCAAGCCCUUUAAAGUAAUCUGUAUUUACAUUUCCUUUUAUAGUACAGAUUAUAAACUAGUACAGAAGGUGUGUCCUGAUUACAACUACCACAGUGACACACCCUACUUCCCCUCAGGGUGA
This is a messenger RNA of Centrocercus urophasianus (Greater sage-grouse), 816 nucleotides long. It is a transcript of the gene NXPH1, whose product is annotated as neurexophilin 1. The record is from RefSeq and is a predicted model, not a curated record. The transcript has 2 exons. Bases 1 to 816 code for a protein of 271 amino acids. NCBI's taxonomy places the organism in Eukaryota, Metazoa, Chordata, Aves, Galliformes, Phasianidae. Gene Ontology annotation, molecular function: signaling receptor binding.